Crotalus tigris (Tiger rattlesnake) is the source of this 2648-nucleotide messenger RNA. RefSeq names its product BORA aurora kinase A activator (gene BORA). Gene Ontology annotation, molecular function: protein kinase binding. The record is from RefSeq and is a predicted model, not a curated record. The transcript is spliced from 11 exons. Gene Ontology annotation, cellular component: nucleus; cytoplasm. NCBI's taxonomy places the organism in Eukaryota, Metazoa, Chordata, Lepidosauria, Squamata, Viperidae. Gene Ontology annotation, biological process: activation of protein kinase activity; regulation of mitotic nuclear division; regulation of mitotic spindle organization. Bases 111 to 1883 code for a protein of 590 amino acids.
CCCCGGAAACCCAACGGAGAGGCCUUGGAAACCGACCGCAGCUGCCAUAGAGCGGAGGAGAGAGAGAGAAAAGAGAGAGAAAGAAGGGCCGGCAAGUGCCGUCCCAGCCAAUGGCGGCGCGCUCCCUUUUGAAUGCGGCGGCGCCUCUUCCCGGAGAGGCUGCUUCGAACGGAGGGGGCGGGGAAAGGCCCCUUCCCGCGCGCCGAUUGGCCAGCGCCCGCAGAGGAGUUAAAGAGCCGUCGCCGCGGCAGGAAGCGUUGGUUGGCAGGUCCGGUGCCCGGCGAAUGACGGCCCCGCCGGAGAGGCUGACCGGAGGAGCCGGGAUGCAGCGGCGGGCGCCGCCCGAGACUCCCGGCCGCGUGGAGAAUCCCUUCGAGAGUCCCGGCGACGUCCGCCGCUUGCAGGAGCAGACAGUCUGCAGCCCCAGCGCCUUCCGCGCCACCCCGCCCGCGGGGAGCCCCGGGAGAUUCAUGUGGUCCAUUGACGAGCUGGCCCUGAUGGACCCAGUAGAGAUCAACUCGGAGGACAUCCACCGCCAGGCCUUCUACCUCAGCCAGAGCAGGAUCGACAGGGAGGUUGAGGAGCAGAGGCAAAAGGCCAUCGAAGAGUUUUUCACCAAAAGCACUAUUGUCCCAUCACCCUGGACCGAUCCCAUCGGGAAACAGGCCUCUCAACUGAAUUCAACCAGAUGUGUUGAUCUCAACGAUGCUUCGCCAGUCGGCCGAGAAAUAGUCGUGCAGCCCGGGAAAAAUAAUGCUGCUUGUCAGACUGUGUUAUCUCUACCUGUGGAUUUUGAUUUGGAAAAGAUUCUGGGUGACCAUUUCAAAGCUGAGGAAUCGGCUGAUCAGUCUCAGGAGAGCCUAAGCACUUCGUCCUUGAGGAGAAAGCUCUUUUUGGACGAGAAUGGCAGCCUCUCCUCCGAGAACGUCUCCCCUUCUCCCAGCUUGCGCAACAGUCCAGCCUCCCUGGGAGUCCUCUGCUCCAUCGAUCUCUCUCCUGUCCGCUGCAGGAGCCCUCUGAGUUCUUCCAGCUCGGGCCAACUCUCCUCCAGCCCCAUCCGGGGGAAUGCCAGGACGUACAGUUUGGGCAGCCUUCCUAGUCCUUCCUUGGCGUCCCCCAUUUUCUCUCCGGUUGGCAUCCAGCUAAGAAAGACUCCGCUGGCAGAUCAAAGGCAGUUCACUUUUCGCUCUCCGGAUCUUCCGUCCGUUUCCAACGCCUGCCGUCAGGCGCCUACCAGCGGCAGGAGUCCCUAUGUGGAAUGCUCUCCGUUAAGGAGUCUCUCGCCCGCGAGGCUCCUCUCCUCCUCCUACUGGGGGGCUGCACUGUAUCAGAGUUCCCUUCUCCGCCUCCCUUGCACCCCGGAGAACUUCCAGGAAGAGCUGGCAGAAGCAGCGGAGGCCACGUCGGUGGAGAGUCCCAGGGCGGGCCUGACCCCUGUAAAUGAAGAUAUCCCUUCAGCUGGGUCCCACUUUGAGAUGGCUGCUGUGUCUCCCUCACUGGACCUCCCUGAGACCUGCCCCAAAGGGUUGGCACCCAAGCCCUGCUUGGACUCUCCCAGGAAGGAAAGGACGGUGGAAAUGGCCGAUCCGGAGAUGCUGGAUGAGAACUCGGUGAAGGGAUCGGCUGAAUGUGACCAGGGGGCCAUGGCUGGACUGAGCAUGGAGGGUUCUUGUAUCUGCAUGGCUCCUUUGGCGGAAAGCAGUGCCUCUCCCUGCGACAGCAGCAGUCUGCAGAUGGACAGUGGUUACAAUACCCAGGCUCACACCAGCAGCCUCAUGGAUACCGCUGGAAGCGAACUCAGCUGCCGAGAGCAUGGCGCAUUUGAGGCUCAGAGGAAACCCCAAAUUUCCAGAACGAAGCAGGGAAAAUGGAUACUGGGCUGAAACUGCUUGUCGAUCCAGCAGUCUCUUCCUGGAAGUGCCUUUGUCAAAAUGAUCCGAGCCUGGCGUAGUUCUGCUUCCACUGGGAUUGACAGAGAGGCCAUCCACCAGAGAGCUGAAUGCCUGUUCUGACAGAUAUAUUGACAGUGGACUGGUUCAGCUGCCUUCCUGCAGCCGAAGAGAAAUUGAACCCAGAGGUGAUCUGCCUGGCCAUAACCCCCAAACUGGCACUGGGAUGUUGUGAGCUAUAGGUUUGUGCACUUAGAUUCUCACAAAGACUCUGUUGGGGUUGGGAGGCUGGUGCUAUAUGCCAGGGGUCUUCAAACUUGGCAACUUUAAGACUUGUGGACUUCAACUCCCAGGGCUGGCUGAGGAAUUCUGGGAGUUGAAGUCCACAAGUCUUAAAGUUGCCAAGUUUGAAGACCCCUGCUGUAUGCCCUCUACACGGCUGCCUGCAUUGAUCCUUGGUCUACCCAGGUACAGCCAGUCGUUUCUUAAUGUGCCAAUCAUGGGCUCACUUCACCAGGCAGGGGCUGGCUUACGCGAGCAUUGCCAACGCACAAAUAGAUGCCCUGGUCUUAAACUUAGUGGACGUUAACUGCUUGGGAUUAGGUAUCACCAACAUGCCGAAGGGUGUGGAGGAGCAAUAGAUAUUAUCUUGUUUUCUGUGAAAAUUAAUUCCGUUUGUUUAAAAGAAAACUCUCACAUCUUGAUUAUGCUAAUUGCAUCCCAGACCGAUGAAUUUUUAAUAAAGUGGUUGUGCUUUUU